This is a messenger RNA of Xyrichtys novacula (pearly razorfish), 21240 nucleotides long. The record is from the annotation of a GenBank genome assembly. NCBI's taxonomy places the organism in Eukaryota, Metazoa, Chordata, Actinopteri, Labriformes, Labridae.
AUGGCGGAAGGAGGAGCGGCUGAUCUGGAUACCCAGAGAGGAGAGGUCGCGGCACUAUUGAAAACACAGCUAAGAAAGGGAGACACCUGGUAAGACAUGAGCUGAAACCUUUUCAAAGGUGCUGCCUGGCCGUCGGCUGGUUCUGCCGAGGCUGUCAGCGCUAAGGAGGAUAGGAAAGCCGAGGUGACGGGGCCGUGUUGACAGUUAGCUCGGAGCUAGCUAACGAAGCCUGUCAGCUUCAUGUGGGUCAGCUGGGCUGGGUAGAAACGGAUAGCAAGUCAGCUGUCAGUGAAGAACAGCAUUUCCUGACUUAAUAUGCUACAUUCCGGUUAUUACGAGCGCCUCCUCUAAAUGAACAGCUCUCCUUUUGAGCUGAUGUGUCAGUGAGGUUUUCUCACGGAUCUGGUUAGCUGGCUAACAGCUCGGUGGCUAACUUACCGAGGUUCCCAAAGCCAGUCUGCGGGUUCAUCCGCCGUCCUCUGCAGGGCGGAGUCGGAAAAGAAGCACCUGUCAGAAUCACAGAGCCAGCUGGCCAAGUAUUCAGCAACCUGAACUCAAGAGCUGCUGUAACAACCAUCAAUCUGAGUCAUAUUAGCUUCUGACAGUCAGAUUAGCUCAGAGUACUGUACAGAUAGGUAACCUUUACACUCACCUGCCUCAGCCUGCGGUGUUAUUACCCUGUACCAAUGACUUAAACUCUUAGAGUCACACCUCGAAGUAACCCCAAUCCACACUGGUCAGCUGUGCCUCGUUCUGCUUUAGUUGGUCUGAAAUAACUUGAGUUUCUUGACUCCUCUGCAGGUAUCUGGUGGACAGUCACUGGUUCAAACAGUGGAAGAAAUAUGUGGGAUAUGAUAGCUGGGACAAAUACCAGAUGGGGGACCAGAAUGUCUACCCAGGACCAGUUGAUAACUCUGGUCUCCUCAGAGGUAAGGCUGAUGAUUAAGGCUGGGACGAGAAGCUUUUCCCCCGAUUUGAUCCUUCUAAGAUUUGUUUGGAUGCCGAUUUGAUUUAAAUCGUGAUUAUAUUAUAUUGUCGAUUUUCUUUAGUCUUCAUUUUUAACACAAGUGAAACAGCUGAAUGAUUAUGUCUACUGGCUAUUCCAGAAACCAUAUUUCCCCCCAAAAUACACAUCAUGUUAGUCAAAAAAUCGAUUCUUGAACACAAAAAUCGAUUUAAAAAUUGUAAAACCAAAAAUUCCCGAUACUUUUGUGAAUUGAUUUUUCCUCCCACCCUUACUGAUGAUACUUCACCUCCUUGGAAGUUCAGUCGAUGUAUUAAAGACCAUGUUUAGACACCUGGUCAGUGAAGCUUUAUCAUUCUGGAAGUCGAAACAAAGGGGUCAGAGGAAAGAUGAACAAAAGCAGUGCUAUUGUGCGACUCCACAGCGGAGCUCUUUGAAGGGUUCAUGGAAAGCUCUCCAGCAUACCUUUUUCUCUGUGUUGCGUGAGACUGUCGCUCUCCCCUCUGCUUGUUUCUCAUCCUUUCUUUUACCCUCUACGUGCCUCUAGAUGGGGAUGUGCUGGCCAUCAAGGAGCACCUCAUCGAUGAGCUUGACUACAUACUGGUCCCAACAGAGGGCUGGAAUAAGCUUGUCAGCUGGUAUGGAUUGACAGACGGUCAGGAGCCAAUCGCACGCAAGGUAAGACUUGACAGGACUACGAGUGGAUUUAGAGAAAAGAGAGUGGUCUGCUCAAUAGCAUCAUCAAAACCAGCCAAAGGUGGCCUGUUGUUGUUUUGUUGUCGUUGUUGUUGUUGUUGGCAGCCAUGCUGAGAAGUAGCUUGUUAGUAGUUUAAGUUUGCAGUGUGGUUUGGCUGAAAAGGAAGAAUGUGGACUAAUAUAACCAUUGGACUUCAGGAACACGGUUCAGUGCAAAGAUAAACUUGAGUUCUUCAAGUGUUGCUCAGCUUGAAAGAGUAAAUUUAACAGUUUGAAAUAAUAUUGCAAAAGACAGCUAGAUGAUGUCAAGUUUUUGAGUGAGACAAAGUUGUUUUUCAUUCAUUUUCUUUGGUAAAUCAUGAUUUCUGUCCAGAUCUAUGUAAAUCAUUCUCACACACACAUUUUGGUGAAGUGAAGCUAAUCUCUAUUAGGUCUGAGUAGACUGUGGAAUGCUUUUUUUGUUAUGAUGGUAGCUGUGAUUUAGGAGAACCAACGGUAUCUGAUCUUUACUUCAAAUCUCGCCAGUCAUGGCAUCAUGGCUGCUAGAAGAGGCUCUUCUAUCAUUCUCUCUCUAGUUCUUUCUGCCCCCCUUCAAAUGACCCUCCCAUUUUCCCAUGUAUGUCGCGGCACAUAUCAGGUGGCUGCAGGGUUUCUAUUUUCAGGCAACGUGCUGGAUGACUGAAAAGCUACAUGGAGCGAUCUGCGAGACACAACAUGCAGGAGGUUCAUUAAUAGCUUUUUUUUCUUCUUUUGAACCUUGUUUUUGUCCUGUUGGUUGAAAGCCCAGAAAAGAGGAUUUAAGAGGAUUGUGGUCACAGGUUUGGUGCUAUGUUUCCUUCGGUUGUCCUCUCCUGGUGCGAUUGCCAACAGCAGCGGAGAGUCUCUGCUUGUCCUUGUUUUUUGAAGUGGAGGAAUGCCGGCUGAGGUCACACUGAGUGAAGCAGCGUAGGAGCUCCUGAGAGGAGUGCGAGAGGCACAACCAGUAUGGGAGGAGGAAGAGGAAAGGGGGGGGGUGGGUGUGGUAUAUGGUAUUGGCUCGGCUCUGAUUUGAGAAAUUCUGUCAGAGUAUGGCGAGUCAGACUUUUGCUCUGAGUUUACAAACACAUGAGUAGAAGUAGGGUUCAACCACCAUGGUAUCUGGCAACAAGGUAGGGAAGGGUCGGUGGAAUAAUCCAAGCCGUGUUUGCGUGCAUGUCUGUUGAAGUUCUGGAGGAGAUUUGUGGAGUUGGUACGGUGUGUGUAUGUAGCUGUGUGUGUUUCAGAGGGGCUCAGCUGUGAAAUAAAUAGGCUAGGACCCCUCAGCUGUUUCCACGAGGUGCUGCUAAUUUAGGCUCCUCACUCUGACUCCGCUCCUAUCAGAACACCGCAUGAGUGGCACAGCCAGCAGUUUGCACUUUGUUCUCAAUGAGAAACAGACGCCAGCACAUUCCCUAAACUUACCUAACUCUUUACCGUGUGUGAAAUUGUCAAAUAACCAGAACGAUGCCAGGUUGAAAGUCAACACAAUGGGCUGUGAUAAUGUCAAGCUAACUCAUGCAGACUCGGUGAACAACACUCUGAUUUAAGUGCUCUGAUUUCAGUUAACAGUUAUUUCUGGCUGUAAAAGCCGAACGGUAUCAGGACUAGCUCAAGGCUGUGUUGUCAUCUGACAUAGUGACAGCAGAGAUUAACUUUGGUUUUGACCACUGAGAGUCUUGUGUUUGGGAUUAGCAUGUUCUCGUUGCUACAUGAUGUUUCACGCCUCAACUUGGUCCAGUGAGCUAACCCAGGUCAGAUAUGACUCAAAGUAAAUACGAGAGCAAAGAAAAGCAAAACCCCUGAGUGGUGAGGUGUUUCUGAACGAGAAACUGAAACCCAAAGUUGUUUUCAGUGCGUGAGUUAGUAUGUGUGAGAGUGAGAUUAGAUAGUGUGGCACAGCAGCCUUUGCUAUCAGUGUAUAAAAGUGGUUUGAAUGGUAUGAAUGUGACCUGCAGUGUUAAGAAAACUGAGUGGUCAGAAAACUACAAAGGUAACAUGGACACUGUGUGUGUGCAGUCUGACGACCAGAAGAUCUGCUUCAUUAAAGCUGAAAAUAUAUCUACACAGUGUGACAGAAAAAUUACAAUGUAUGGUAACUAUGUUCAAAGUGCAUCAAACAAAAAUUAUAUGAGCUGUACCAGAUGUUUUUUACAACCUGCUUCUAUUGAUCACAAAAUAGAUACCAAAGCAUCUUUGUCACCAUGAAGUUGGCUCAGGUAAUCUGAGAGUAGACAAGAGACAUUUUGAGUUUUAUUUAACAGAAUCAGGUUAGUGUGAAAGUGUAGCUGUUAUAUCCAGACCUUCAUCCAACGCUUGACUUUAAAAAGUAUUGAGUCAGACACGUUGCUUGUUUACAUUUUUCUUGCGUUUUUAUCUGUCGCUAUAAAGACUUUUGCGAAGGUUGUGUCAAGAAUACUCGUAUCAUGAUUCUGAUAAAUUUCGAAUGAGUUGUGCAACACCAGUCAGAUUGACUGUUGUGUAUUUGAGCUCAUAAUUUGUGUGUGUUUUUAUGUCUGUGUUUGCAAAUUCGCUGUGUAUUUGAUGGGGUUUCCUGUGCUUUCUUUCCAGGUAGUGGAACAGGGAAUGUUCGUGAAGCACUGCAAGGUGGAGGUGUACCUGACGGAGCUGAAGCUCUGUGAAGACAGCAACAUGGACAAUGUGAUCACCAGACGCUUCAGUAAAGCAGACACAAUAGGUACAACUGAACCACUGCUGAGCUAGAGUUUGAAUUGCUCAUUAUUAAGUGACCUCCAUGGAGUUCAUGUUGGAUUUGAAUCUGGUUAGACUCGAUAAGCUCGCUAUGUGGAUUACAAAUAAUCCUCACUUACUUGUAAAUUCAUCCUGUUGCUUUGAAAACUUGAGUCAGAAGUCAUUGAAAAAAAGAUUUAUGAUGAUCAUCUUUGUAACAUGCUGAGAAUUUGUACUCCCUAGUACGCUCACACACUGUUCCCUUUUUCCACUCCAUCAACAGUGGCUGCACAGUGAGCAGUCAUCCUAUAAGGUUAUCAUGUCAUUCUUAAGUAGAUGGGUCAUGUGCAAACAAUUGUGACUAUGAUCUUGUCAUGACUUGUAACUUUAGCUGUACCAACCAAUAAUCUCCCACAGCAGUAAGAAGGUUUUUAUAGUAAACUCUGUAACCAUGAGUCGCCAUCUUUUGCAGGUGGCUGACGUAAUUAUAAAUUUAGUUAUCCGUUCUUUUUCUUUGCUCAAGCAAUUAUGAUUCAAUAUUUUCUUCCUGCGUUCAGUAAACAAGUGUAGGUAAACUUUUCGCAGUUUUUACAGUUAGUUUUUAAACAACAGCUGUUCUUGGUUGUAUUUGAAGUUUUUAAAUGAUCAAGUUAGUUACUCUGAGAUUUUUUAACUGCACUGUAGAGCAAUAAAAGAUUCAUAGUAAAGAUAAGAAAAAAAUAAUAAUACAGGGAUAAAUCAGUAUAUAGGUAAUCCCCUGAUGAAGGAUCUGUUUUAUUGAGGAGCAAUGAUAGGUGGACUUAAUAUUUCUGUUUCUCUGCAGACAUGAUAGAAAAGGACAUGAGGAAGCUGUUCAGCAUCCCAGAUGAGAAGGAGACCAGAUUGUGGAACAGAUACAUGAGCAACACCUUUGAGCCUCUUAACAAACCGGACAGCACCAUUCAAGACGCUGGCCUCUACCAAGGACAGGUAUGACCUGUGUCAUGUAACCAGAAAUUGUCACGAUGUGUGAACCGCUGGAGGAGCUCGGCAGAGUUCUUUUCCUCGAUGCGAUCAAAAAUAUGGAAGUAUUUGACUAAAUCGACUGAGAAAUGUCCAAAUAUGGCUUGCUAUGCAGACAGGUGUUAUCCCUGAGCUUGGGGAAAUAUACUCUGGUUUCAACGUACGUCUCAAAUAUGUGCCGUCUGCAAAUCAGCCCUGUUCUUCCACAGUAGAGUGGUGCUGCAAAGAACCAUAUCCCCUGUUUUGGGUCAUGUUGUAUCCAACAGGUCAACAUGACCUGCAGAGGGCAGUCUAACGCAUUUCUUGCCGCUUUCAAAAACAUCUGGUAAUUUGAACAUGACCUUUUUUUAAAUUUGAACUUUUUAAUCUUUGAAACUACUGGGUGAUUUUCCUGUAAUGCUGAAGAAAACUGAAAACGUCCCUGUGUCUGCUACCUCGGGAGGUACACCACCUCCUCUUGUAAGCCGCUUAAACUGUGCAAGUAUGUCCUGGCAUCCACUUGGCAGUCGAUUAGAGCAGACACGGUCUCUUUGCAAUCCCAGUUUGAUUUCUGCACCUGCCCACAAUGAGCCUCUAGGCUUCAGAUCGCAGCACUGUCUCUUUCACCAGCAGCUGUUCCAGAGGAUUGUUGAGCCUCGGAUAAAUCCCUGCUAAGUGAAACAGUGGAUGAGAUCCAUCCCGCUCCCCUGACUUUUCACACUAAAUAUACACAGUCCCACUAGUGCUUGAAGUAACAAAUAUUGAAGCUAUAGUAGGAGUUGGCAACGGAAGAUCUCCAGAGCAGAUCACUCCCAUAAUGUUUAAAGAAAACAUAAAUAUAUAUGUACCCCUUUCGUCCUGAAUUCCCAAAUGUCAUUUUUUUCUUAGGCUUUUUGCCUUUAUUAGAUUAGACUGCUUGUGAGGAACAGAGAAGAUGGGAAGAGAGGGAAUGACAUGCACCAAGUCUCUCUCUCUUUUUACUCUAGAAAUCUCAGGAAAUAAAUCAAGCAUUUACGACAAAGCUGAUCAACCAUUUAUGUGGGGUGAAAAUACUUCUAAUAAUCUACGACCUUGCACGAAUUAAACAAAAAUUGAUGCAACUAAUCAAAGCAAUGUUAAUUUUAGUUAUCUACAAGACAGGAUAAGAACAAUUUAAGUGAGUCGUGUAGACAUGGGAAUAUGGAGUCAUUUCUAGCAGUCAGAUUCUGGUCUAAAAUCCUCUCUUGUUCACCCCUCCUGUUAGAGAGGUAAGAGCGGCCUACAAGAAUGAGACAUUCCUGGAUACAUGAUAAUUAGGAUCCUUGAUUUGUCUGGCUUUUUCUUCUCAGUACAAAUUCUGUCACACACAACAACAAUCGCUUUUUUCUUCUUUGUUGUCUUCUGUCUGGUACAUGUCUGGCUGCCAUCCAUUUAAUACAGAAAGACAUAUGACCCUCUAGUUUGUCUGUUCUUUGAUACAGUAGAAACAUGAUGGUGCAGGAGGAUGACCUAUGUAGAUAUAAGAGGCUCAUUAUAAGUUAAUAGGAAUCAAAUGUUUUUUUAUAUUUAGGCUGGAAUACGCUGAUUUGACGUGAAUGCUCUAUUCAUGUGCUUCAUAUUUCUGCUUAGUCUGUUUCCACCUAAAUAACGGACACUAUACCAUUAAACUCCUAAGAAAGAGCUGCGUCUCUCUUGUCUCUCUGUUGUUUUGCAGGUUCUUGUAAUAGAGCAGAAAAAUGAGGAUGGCUCAUGGCCCCGUGGCUCCACAGCACCAAAGUAAGUGAAGGCACAUCACCUGGCCUGUAUUGGUUUAUUGAAUGUAGUUACAGUUAAAGAAAGUUGACAGGAAGCAGACAGCACAUUGGCAGAGUAUUGCUAAAGACUCUUUUGCUUGGUCCCCAAGGUGUCACACUUCCAGUAUUUCUUGUUUAGACAGAGAAGCCUGGAGCAUACUGAAUCCCUCCGUUAUUGAAAUUACAGAUUUUAAACUCUGCAAUAGUUCGAGUUACACAGUUUUCCUGCUAUGUCACUACAGCACCUCAUCAUCUUCAAAAAUCCCCUCUCUCUGUGACUUUGCCUCAGACUACCUCUUUUGCUUGACCUUUUGUUGCUGACAUAUUCCUCCGUUUGAUUUAAUUCAUCUCAGUUUGAUUUAAUUGACACUUCCCGCACCGUUCUUGAACAGCACCUUAUUCUUCUCUACUCUAACUCAUGAUCUAUUCUUUAUCUUUUGAAGGUCAUCUGGUGCUUCCAAUCUCUCUGCUUUGCCAAAGAUCUCGCCUUCAUCUCUCACAAACAAUCAUAACAGCAGCUUCAACAGCAGGAAGUAAGGCUUAGUAGUGGGCUAAGUAGUUGAGGGGUGGGUGUGGAUGCCAACAGCCAGAGAUGGACUCUAGAGAAUUGCUUAGUGCAAACUACCUCAGGUCACAUUGGCUCGUAAAUGUACAGUUGGCUGAAGGAAGUUGGAAGAAACACAUUUAACUUAAUUUCAGCUUCUGGAAAAAUCAACACAAUCAGUCAUAAUGAAUGAAAAACCCUCGGUUUAAAGUUGAUCGAUCUUUGUUUUCUACAGAUCUAUCUGUGGCUGUGGUUCGGGGCUUAAAGCUAUCUCAUGAUGAUGCAGUUUCAGCUGGAAGAGCUGAUGGCAGGGAGGGGGAAGGGACUUAGCAGGGAUUGAUCUCUUUGAGAAAUUUCCUCAGCGACAGCAGUAUUCUCCAUAAAUGGCCCGCCGGGGCCUCUGGGUACCUUAGUCAGCCUUUGUUAUCAUUUCACUUCUGAUUUUCUACCUGGCCAAUUGACAUUUUUGAAUAAGGCUGUGUGCUUAUUAAUUUUUCCCUGACUCUUUUACUCGAACAGUCCCACAAGAACAAUAUGUAGCAGUCUUAUUUUCUUAUAAAGAAAAAUCCUCAAAGUGAAAAUCUUCACGUCAUUUUUAACAUUUCUAAACAGUUUCAAUGGUACUAUCUGAUAAAAUGUAGUGUUGUCAACUCAGCAUUGAACAAUGGCCAUUUAUUUCUGAUAUGUAGAGCCAAAAGGAAGCAUAUGCAAUUGUGAUUCAAUUCCAAUUGCUAUGAUACAUGGAUCCAAUACUAUAUGUCGAUACAAUACGAUCGAUAGGAUACAGUCGUUAAAAACAAUACGAUACGAUGGAUAUGAUACAAUGCGAUACAGUUGAUACAGUACGCUCAAUAUGAUACGAUCAAUACAAUACAAUACAACUGAUAUAAAACAAUAUGAUACGAUCCAAUACAUCUCUUAGGAUUAAUAAAUGUAAAAAAUCAAUGAAAGUAAUAAAAAUUGAAUAAGGCAAAUUUAAGACUUCUGGGCCUGUGAGGAUGAUUCAGAAAACAGGAGCAGCUGUUUACAGGGAGUGUUAAAGGUUAAAGGUACAGUGUGCGAUAUUUCACAGCUUUUAGCAGAACAGAUUUGGUAGAAAUGGAGCAUACAGUUUUUAAUCACCUGAGGUGAAAAAAGAAAAAAAUUGGAUCGCUUUGCUGACAGAAAGGGUGAGUAAGGGAGUGUUUCAAUCGAGAAACUGGACACUAGAUAUAGCAAAAUACUGUAAUUUCUACACACUGUACCUUUAAGUGAGAUGGUUCUUUUUCAAGGUGGAAAGUUGACUUUUGUAAUUGUAUCCUCCAGGCAUUUGAAAAGGACUUUGGUUGAUCAUGUCAGGUUAUUGAUGAAACAGAAGUGCGGUGACACAGAUACCGGGGUUUCCUCUGUGGAGGUUUCACGGCUCUCUGAUUUCAGUUUGAAGAAAUGUUUCCAUUUGCUAAACGUUUCAUCCAAAACAAGGAUUUCAGUACAGUCGGUCUCUGCCAGAGAUCAUGUUGAAACCUGCUGCAUUCAUCACUAAACAGGUAAAGCAACAUGAGGCUUUUAUUGAGAAGUAAAAGAUAAGGAAUGAUAUUGCCAAUCUUCCUCUUCAUCAAGCAGUUUCUGAUGCUUUGUCAAAUUUACCAUCUUUUCACAAAGAUGGGAGAGUUUUAGGUUUUGUUUCAAUUUGCAAACAAAUCUUAGUCUAUAUAGAAUCCUCCCUAUGCGAAACUGAAAUACUGCCCUCUGAUUGUCAACGUUUGAUUUCUAUUCUCUUAAAAGGCAAAUUCAGUUUUAGGUGAAGCGUUGCUGCUAAAGAUGUGGUACCCAGCGGCUCCAUCAGGCCUCUCUCUGAAAGGAGAGCACUGCUAAACUGUGGGUGGAGCUUUUGCCUCUGCUUUCCAGAAGACUUUACUGUCCCCUCCUUCCAGCUUCCGUGUGUGUGUGUGUGUGUGUGAUUUACUGCAUGCUGGAGUCUGUCCUGUGUGUUUGUUUCUUAGAUGUAGUUACUCUGCCUUGCUUUUUUUCCAAAUGCUUUUGUAAUGCAGAAGUAAUGGCCACAAGGCUGACCACCCUGAAAAAUCAAUAUUGACAAGAGGAGGGUGUUGAAGUAAACUGAGGUGAUCUUCCUACACUGAAAAGAGAAACUCAAGUGUUUUUCCUGCCUACUGCACUGUGGACAUGUAUUGAGGAGUACACUUGAAUAUUAUCAUUUGACUUUUUGUUCUUGAUAGCAGGAACAAAGCACAGAGUGGGUGACUUAAGGAAAUUGGAUCUCCACUCCCAGCAGCUCUCCAUUCCUUGAUUCACUGUGGUGCCAGCGCUGUCAUUUUCUCUGAAUAAUGCAUGGGGGCCUCUUUUUUUCAUAUGAAAUGUUCCUGCAUUACAUAAUACUUGUCUUUCUGAAUUUGUGGUUUCUGGCUUGGUGGAUUUUGUGUUGAUAGCAAUGCUGUAUAACAGCAGCAAGUGUCACUGUCCCACCAGGCAGUGUCCCCUGAUUCUGGCAUCUCUCUCUCUCUCUCUCUCUCUUUGUCUCUUUACCUCUCCUCUACCCUGAGCUCAUCGCGAUGCACACGUUCUGCAGUCUAAGUGACCUUCAGAGUACAUUUCAUCUCCUCUUGCUCCUCUCAUCACCUCACUCCAUGCAACACUCACCAGCCCCUGCCAUGAAACCAGCCCGCACUUUAGGUUAUUCAACCAGACCUUCCCCUUUAAAAGCUCAGAGGAGAACAGGCAUUGCAUAUUAAAAAGGACAAAAGUGGGAGUGUCAGAAGUGUGUGCCUCACUGAGGAGGGGGUGGGGGGGGGGGGCAUUUAUCAAGGAGAGAGGAUACGAUGAGAAUGGAAACUUGUGUGUUAGUGUUUGGAGAUGAGUUAGAGGGCACCAUCAUGUGUGGAGAAGUGUAAGAAAAGGGGAUAAAUGGUGUGUGUUGGCAUGAGUGAACGUGUUAAUGUGUGUCUAUAUCUGUGGAAGAGAGACAGGGGGGAGAGAGAUAUCUAGAGAUAGUCAGGCCCAUGAAUACUGCAGCCUCAGCUGGAUGCAGUGGAUCAGCUGCUCCCUCCAUCCCCAUCUCAUUUCUCUUCUGUCAGACCCCCCCCUUCCCCCUUGUACUGUCCGCCCCUCCCCCCUUGUUCUCUCUACCUCUACCUCCUCCCCUUCCUCUCUCUCUCUCUCACUCUCUCUCUGUGCACCUCUAGCUUGGAUAGCAGUAGUCUUGAGCAUCCUCUCUGCUGCUGAUGCUGCUAUAAAUAUCUGCUGGUAGCCGUAGAGCGGCAGUGAGCAGCAGGCAGGCCAGAGGGAGGAGCAGAAGACCAGAGGACAGGACAGGACAGGACAGGACAGGACAGGGGGAAGGGAUCUAAAGCGGACAGGAUAACAAGAUGACAGGCGGACAAGCUCGAAAAAGAAGAAGAGGGAGUAAAAGAAGAGGGGAGCUGCUUAGUUCGCUCUAAGAAAUAGAAAGGUGUUUGUUUUUCUGUCUUUGUGCCUCCUGGAGUUUGGUCUGUGGCCUACGCUGGAAUUGAAAGUCAGAUCGAGGCCUUAACUUGGUUGGGACUUCAUCCACACUGGUUCUGGAGCUGCACUGGGUUGAGCUGAGGUAACAGAAAGACCUGGAGCUGGACUUCCCCUCCUGGUCUCUACAAACCAGACUUUGCACCCGCCUGACCUGAACUGAUCCCAGUCUGCCCUUCUGGUCGUCCUGUUUCCUGUGGACAUGUGGGCAUGGGCCAGGGUGGGGCUGAGAUGUCAUGCUCUUGUGUUGCUGGUGGUGCCUGAGGUCUGAGGCGGUGGAGCUGGACAGCAGGAGGGUGGACCACCGAGUGCUGAACUGCGAGGCUACCGCCUCCACCACCACCAUCACAGCUGUUUCCCUUGACCAGUGGGAGCCUGAAACAACCAAUACUCCUCUCGAGCCCUCUCAGAGGUCUGCUGAUCGCUGUCGUUCACUUAACCUGAAGCCACCUCUGAGUGUUUGGGCUACAUUUGAAAGUUUGAUCUUUUGAAAGGUUUUGAAGUUUUCAAUUGGGGUUUGUUUACUUUGACGGAAUAGGAAAUGAAGGAGACGCUGUGUGUUUGCCUGGUGCAAAGUGGAGUCUGUUGUGGAAUAGAUUCAAAACAUAAUCUUUGUAAAAACUAAAAUAGACGUAGCAGUGUUUUGUUUCUGUCUUCUGUAGGACUUUUGUGAUCUUUUCUUUGCAAACCUUACUGACCUGUUAUUCAUUGUUCCGUUUUUCUUGUUUAUUACCCCAGUGUGAAGAAUUCAAGCUAUAGUCUGCCGUCCUACCACCCUUACAGCAACAGCUAUGACUACUCGGACCAGAGCAGGCAGAGUGAGCGCUCAGGCCUCUGUGGACUUUCCAACCUGGGCAACACCUGUUUCAUGAACUCUGCAGUGCAGGUAAAAGCAUGCCUUCAAGAAGCACACUCUGUAAAAGUAUGAAAAGUUUGAUUUGAGAGCUCAGAGGAAUUUGGGAAAAUGGCUCCAAAAAGUGCAUGUGUCUAUAAAGAAAAAUCGACAAUCACCGCAGGGAAGAGUCUAAAUCCAGCCUCUGCUGAUGUGUUCCCUCUCCUCUGCAUGUUCGCCCCUCCUCAGUGUUUAAGUAAUAUCCCUCCAUUGACGGACUACUUCCUCAAAGACAAGUACACAGACGAGCUGAAUGAGGACAACCCGCUGGGCAUGAAGGGGGAGAUUGCAAGAGCCUACGCCGAGCUUAUCAAGCAGCUGUGGUCGGGCAAAUACAGCUACGUCACUCCAAGGCCUUUCAAGGUAACUACCUGAUAAAACUUCAGCAGGAAGUACUUUUAAACAGUUGUGUGUAUCAAGUUUUACAUAAAUAAGGCAUUGUUUAUAGCGUUUGGAUAGAGAAGGUUGAAAUCAGUGCAACAACUCGCAGAGAGUGUUAUCUUUCAAAGACGAGCAAACGGUUGAAGAUGUCUUUGGAUUGUAAACGGUGAUAUCUUUACAGCUGAGAAAUGGAAACAAGUAAAAGGGAAAGUCACAGUUUAAGAGGAUUAUAAGAUAGCACACAAGCCUGCUUAAGAUUCUGAAAUGUCUAAAGAUUUAACAGUUUCAGUGCUUUUCUCUGAAUGUCAGUAGUUUGGAUGGAAGACUGCAUCUAACUGUAGGAAGUAAAUCUUAAAGUGUUUGGAGUUAAAGUAAAAUGAUUAAAACGGUAUUAGAGAGAGAACCAGGGGUUGUAAACAUUUUAUAGGGAUGGACGAGUGUCACUUUAAUGGUUUAUAAUAUUUGGCACAAAGUUAUGUUUUUUACGACUGAUGUUGUGUCAUUUUUGAACUUUUUUUUUCCCAUCUCCAGACACAGGUGGGUCGCUUCGCCCCCCAGUUUUCGGGCUACCAACAGCAGGACUCUCACGAGCUGCUGGCCUUUCUCCUGGAUGGUCUCCAUGAGGACCUGAAUCGCAUAAGGAAGAAGCCCUACAUCCAAUUGAAGGAUGCCAAUGGCAGGCCUGAUAAGGUGAGCGAUAAGGAGAUGAGAUGAGAGAAGAAAAACACAUCUGUGGAGCUUGCCAAACAUAUUCUGAAUAUUUGGUCCAUCCCAAUAAAGAUUGAAGUGUCUUAAACAUCUGUAGAUUAUUUUUUGUGAGGGAUUCCCCCCCUCCUCCUCAAAUGCAGCGUUGUUUACUUAAAUACAAACAAAGACUUGGUGAAUUUGUCUGAACUUGACUUCUUUUUUACCUCUUUCCCGCUUUUGUUCUUCUCAGGUGGUGGCAGAGGAGGCCUGGGAGAACCACAUCAAGAGAAAUGACUCUAUCAUUGUCGACAUCUUCCAUGGCCUUUUUAAGUCCACCCUGGUGUGUCCUGUGUGCUCCAAGGUGUCAGUGACCUUUGACCCUUUCUGCUACCUGACCCUCCCUUUACCCAUGAAGAAGGAGCGGACACUGGAGGUCUAUCUGGUCCGCCUGGACGCUUUAGCCAAACCCACACAGGUAAUGUGCACACUGAAGUAUACAAACCCAGUCAUGAAGAAUCCAUGCAAUGGCAGUGGUUUAACAGGGAUGUGUUUGCGUUUCAGUAUAAGCUGACAGUGCCAAAGGUGGGCUACAUCUCUGACCUGUGUACCUCCCUCUCCAACCUGUCGGGGGUGCCUGCUGAGAAGGUAGAAACAUCCCAGUCAGCUCUGCUCUGUGCAAUAUCACACGAUAAUGCUGACAUCUCCUCACACACAGCACGGACAGAAAUAGCUUUUUCCCCCCUUUGAAACUGUCCCUGUGCACACAGCUCCAGCAGCUAGGUGAAAAACGUGUUAUACUUUUUAGAUGAAAAGAGCCAUAAAAUCUUUGUAAGAGCAUAAAACAGACACACUGACGAAUCCAUUCAAAGCUGCUUAUGAAAUAAAGCAGUAAAAAAAAUCUCCUUCACACUGAGACACUUGGUUUACUAAUUAACCGCAGGGUGGAUUUGAAAUCUAAGAGUCUUCUUUCUUUUUCACUCAGAUGAUUGUAACUGACAUUUACAACCACCGUUUCCACCGGAUCUUUGCCACCAAUGAGAACCUCAGCAGCAUCAUGGAAAGAGAUGAUAUCUAUGUGUGAGUGUGGCAACAAAACGCCUAAUUGUUUCAUAUUGUGGUUUUUAGUUUUGAUAUGCUGGAUUAAAGAUGUUCCUUUUUGCUCUCUGCUAGCAUAUCAAGUCUGAGUGAAAAACUUUUCUUUCUGCAGUUUUGAGUUGGCGGUGAACAGGGUGGAGGAUACAGAUCAUGUGGUGAUCCCAGUCCACCUGAGGGAAAAGUACAAACAGUCCGGCUACAACCACACCAGCACGCCGCUGUUUGGACAGCCCUUCCUCAUAGCUGUGCCGAGAACCCUGAGUGAAGACAAACUCUACAACAUGCUGCUACUGCGCCUCUGGUGGGUCCAUACUUCCCUGUGUUUGAUCAUAAAGUCUUUAUUGAUCAUCGGCAGUAGCCUGAUGCAUGUCUGCUCUGAUUGCAGUUUAAUAAUUGAUCUUAUUUGAAGCCACUAGGGCAGGCGACCGGGAAGUUUGAAUCAUUUAGGCUUGUUUUAAAAACCCACCAGCUGUUUGCCUUUUUCUAGAUGAAAUGUUGAUCUAAAUUGUUGAUCUGCUACGUGUUUGCAGCCGGUUUGUGCGAUCUUCAGUAGAAGAGGAGGAGGAAGACUGUGAAGAGACGCAGCCAACCAAACAGCACACUGUCAAUGGUAACGCCACUAACGGACUGUUGGAGGAGGGAUCACCAAGUGAGUGGCAUAUCUUCCAGAUGAGUAAUUUAAAGCCACUGUUCUCUAAAAAGUUACUUGACAGCCUGUUCGGUCCUCCCUCAGGUGAGAUGGAGACAGAUGAGCAGGAUGAUGAGUCCAGCCAGGAUCAGGAGCUGCCCUCAGAAAACGAAAACAGCCAAUCAGAGGACUCCGUUGGCGGGGACAAUGAGCUGGAGAACGGCGUGGUUGGUCCACAGAACUCCACUAAAAGCCAGCAGACGGCGGGGCACAACAGAAAGAGACUUUUUACAUUCCAGUUCAAUAACAUGGGAAAAACGGACUUCUCCCUCAUCAAGGAGGACACUAGGCAAAUCCGCUUCGAUGAGGGACACCUCCGACUCAGUGGUAGGGACCGGAGUGAACCAGGAAAUGAAAUACUUCCUCAAUAAUAUCUCUGAAACUGAAAGUGCAUCUUCUUGGGACUCAGAAACACAUAUCCAAUCACUGACCCUAUUUUUUUUUGUUAUAGCUUAUCAUUCACAUUUUUGAUCUGCUGAUAUCUUAUUCUAUCUUUAACAGACUAAAUUUUAUCUAAGACAGAGCACUGAAAAGUACACAGGAAAUAUCCUCUUCAGUUUUUUUUAGCACUGACAUCAAUGCAUCCAUCUCACUUCAUGUCAGACUGAAUUGAAAUGAUCGCAGAUUAGAGACAGUUUUACAUUUGUGCACUCACAGUUUUUCACCUUUUCCAGACCGCUCUUAUCUCUCCUUGGAUUGGGAACCAGAGAUCAAGAAGAAGUACUUUGACGAGACUGUUGUUGAGGUAAAGGCGACUUCAGGUCUUGCAGAUGUUUACUGAAUUAAUGCGGCAGAGCAGCUGGUGCGCAUCCUGGCAUGCAUACUGUUACCAUCAUGUUGCAAAAUAUUGCAAUGUGACCCUGACAGGCGUAGUCCCAAACCAUAAUAUCACUGAUUAGAUUAAAAGUGGGUACUGCAUCCUUAAAGACGAUGUUCCACAGAAAGAUGUGUUGUAAGUGAAUAUUUACCAGCUGCUUCAUUGUGUCUUUUAAAUUAACUUUACAAAGGACCUAAUGAGAUCGGCUGCCCUGAAAUGACAGUUUUCAUUCAAUAAAGGCUCCCCACUAAAAUGAAAGUAAAGCACUGUCCUAAAGUGGGCUUAAGACGCUGCUCUUUAACUUUUAUCUUGAAGAAAAGCUGAAUUUUAGUCCAUUUAAUAAUGAGAAGGUCACUUUAAUGUCAAAUGUUUUCACAGUUGUUCUUGGAGGGAAAGCGAUUUGGGUAUACGUCCAGCAACAUAACAAAGAAGUGUAUCUUAACAGCUGUUUAUGUGCUUGUUAUGCAGGAUUUUGACAAACAUGAGAGCAUGGAGUACAAGCCUCAGAAGAAGGCUUUCUUCAAGCUGAAGGACUGCAUCGAGCUGUUCACCACCAAGGAAAAACUGGGCGCAGAGGACCCAUGGUGAGACACGAAGCAUGCAGUCAGAACAUUCAUGUUACAUGCGUGUGGCCACUCCAGCUCUAUACAGCUUUAUACUGAAGCAUGUACGCACUUUUUAUCUUACAGGUAUUGUCCAAACUGUAAGCAGCACCAGCAGGCCACAAAGAAGCUGGACCUAUGGUCACUGCCGCCAGUGCUGGUGGUCCACCUAAAACGCUUCUCCUACAGCCGUUAUAUGAGAGAUAAACUGGACUCUCUUGUUGAUUUUCCUCUCAGGUGCGCACUUACACACAGUCCUCACACACACACACACACUAACACACACACACACACACACACACUCUGAAAAGGCAAUAAAUCACUGCAGGAGGACACUGCAUUUUCAGCAGUUAUACAUUGUUUCUGUUUAUCUGUACCUUUUUACUUAUCCACAUUAGGAAUAUGCAAACCUGCAGUGUACUGCACACAAGGCAGAUAAACAUGUACUCUUAAGCUAAUUUAACAUUUUUAUAGUUUCCUGCUUAACGACAGUUUAGCAGUUUAGACUUUUCUGCCUUCAUCUGUGUGCCAACUAUUCAAAUAAGUUGCUCUUUUAUGGUUUGGCUUUAUAAACUUCACAAUGGUUCAGGUGUUCGAUAUUUAAUACUCUUGCAUUACUCUGGUGAUGAGCAUUUAAUUCUAGACAACACAACAAACAACAAGCUAUUUACAUUUGAACAUGGAACACUGCUUAUACACACUGAGUUUUCUGUGUCGCUUAAAGUGAAGGAACUGUGUCGUGUUUGUCUUUGAGGCUGUUUGAUUCAAACCUGUAAAUGCUCUCUCUAAUGGUUCUUGCUGAGACACGUAAUGACUCAGUCUAUUGUAUGAUGUGUUUCCUACAGAGAUCUGGACAUGUCUGAGUUCCUGAUCAACCCCAACGCUGGGCCAUGUCGCUAUGACCUCAUAGCUGUGUCCAACCACUACGGAGGAAUGGGUGGAGGCCACUGUAAGAUUCACCACACGACAUAGAGCGGUUUUAAGGCUUUGAGCCUUUUUUAUAAUUGUUAAACACCAACUAUAAAAAAGUUGGUGUGCUGUGUAAAAUGUUGACAAAAACAGAUACCGUUGGUUUGCGUAUCAUAUAAACACUAUAUUUAAUCAUAAAUGAUGCAAAGGCGAUAGAUCGAAUGUCAAAACUGAAACAUUUUAUUGCUUGUGUUGGGACAGAGACAAAUAUUCCCAAAAAAGUUGUGUAAUGCUACAAAAAAACGACCUUGAGGAAUAUCUAAGGCUGGCGGAUAAACCGAAAAUUUACCCAUGCCAAAGUUUACGACAAUAACCAACAUAAUUUUGCCCAUAUUGGUACAUUCUGUGUCAAAAAAAUAAAUGAAUAAAAGUUGGUUUUGGAUGUGUGUAGGUAGGCUAUGGUCUCAUGACCCUUUUACGAUGCUGUCCUACGUCAGAAAUGUGACUCCACUCCAUUCAGUCCAUAACAAAAAGUGAAAGACAGGUGAUUAGAUGUAGGACGGUUCAAAAGUUGUAGCGGCUGGAGCGGUGGCUGAAGUAGACAAAGUUAAUGUGGGAGGGGGUGAGCAGCUUGUGGAGUAGUUAUCAUCCAUGCAUUGUUAUCGAGGUGAACUGCUCAAUAUAUCGUGAUAUUGAUUUGAGGCCAUAUUGCCCAGCCCUAGGAAUGUCUCAAUGUCUGGAUACAAAGAGGAGAUUCCAGAGAGGCUGAACCCCUCAACAGUAAAUAUGUGAAUAGUAUCAACUCUCCGUGAGAAACUAAGUAAGCAAAUACUUUCUGGAUAAUGUUCCACAGCAUAAAAUUCCAAUUAAUUUGGGGAUACCAUCAUCAUCUACCGUACAAAAUGUCAUUUAGAGUUUCAGAGAAUUUGACGAAACCUCUGUACAGAAAGGACAAGGCCUAUGCUUGUUUAAGAUGGACUGAGUCAAUGUGGAAAAUGUCCCUGUGGUACCAAAACCUAAAGGUCCAUUUGAAAAUCAAAGCCACCUGACUUGUUAUCAGCACACAGUUCAGGUGUUAGCAUCUGUGAUGGCAUUGGUAGCUUGCCAAACAAUAAAUACAGGUUUUGGACCAACAUAAGCUGCUUUCCAGACAAGGGGAGAUCCUGCAUAUUUCAGCAAGAGGAUGUCAAAUUACACUUUCAGUAUAUACAGCAGUCUGCCUCUGCAUUAGAGGAGAUUAUCCACUGGAACCAUUUGGUUUAUCAGGAAACAAAAAAUGAAGCAAAAGAGGCGCUGAACCAUCGAGUGGCUGAAAUCUUGUGUCAGGCAAGAUGACACUUCUCCUUUUAAAACUACAGAACCGGUUCUCAUCGGUUCCCAAAGGGAUACAGAUUGUUGUCAGAAGACGGGGCAUAACCGAUCAGAAAACAUGCUCCAACUCCUCUGAAACCUGCAGCUGGCACAAAAUUUAAGAUGAGCAUAUACUUUAUAGUUGCAUUUCUUUUUCUGUUUUUCCUUUUUACACCGUAAUAAUUCAACUUUCAAAACCAGCCAUCUUUUAUUGUAGCUCUGUGUAUCCUUUUACAACAAUCAGCAUAACAGAGAGACAAGCUGUGCAACUGUGUGAUUCAAAUGCUCGGAGCGCAGUGAUUGCAGCAGCUAACAAGCUGUAUGCUAACAUCCGUGACAGGUGUUUGAUGGUCCUCAUCAAACAGAGCUUUGUCUCACUCUGAAGCUCACCACAGGCGCUUCAGCGGGGGUUUGCUGCAUUUUGCAUUGUCAUUCUGUUAUAAGUGCUGCCAAACAUAUGCUUGUAGUAAUGUUCAGAGUUUGGAGUAUGUUGUCUCCAAUAAGAGUGGACGUAUUAAUGAAGUGACUCUUUCAGGUGCACAGAUGUUACGCUGGUAUCCUUAUUAGACACCAGAUUGUGUGUGGGAGUGUGUUCACAUCCUUCUUUUACUACUAAUAGUCGGCUCUGCGUUGGUGUCCUUCUAAAAUUCUUGUCAAGAGAAUGUAAAUGAAAACUCAAGAGUUUAAAACAGUACACAGGACUUUUUUGUUAAUUGGUGUUUGAUUAACCAUAUUGGUGGAGCAGAGCACCUGUAUUAUACCAUAAUCUUGUCUAAUCUGUUAAUCUCCCUCACAGAUACUGCGUACGCCAAGAACAAGGAUGAUGGAAAGUGGUACAACUUUGAUGACAGUAGUGUCUCUCCCGCCAGCGAAGAUCAAAUAGUGGUGAGUGUCCUCUUUUGCAAAGUCUGAAAUUUUGUAAUUUUUUAAUUUUUUUAAGCAGUCUGAACUCAGAAACAAGUCAGUGGUUAAAGCCAGAAAGCUCACAUUCAGACAGUGUUGUUGCUGUUUUGAGUACAGAGAAGGUUUGUAAAGGCUUUAUCACCUCAACACCUACUCAUGGCUUCACUUGACAUGGACAAAAAAAUGAAAUAGUGUUGUUAGGUUCUUCGAGUAGAGUCCCAGCUGAUGCACCUUCUGCUGUUGAGAAAAUGUGUUAAGAGUCAUUGAAGAAAACCACGAGAAAUGCAGAAUAUGGGAUUGAAUAAGCACAGCUGACACAUUCACCUCAGUAGUGAUUUGUGUACUUCAGAAACCUCUGCAAAAAAUCGUCACUGUUAUGUUUCAGUUUUUAUGAUGGAACCAUAGAUUGUAUAUAGAAUGGUCUGCCUCCUCGCUGGGUGAAGUCACUCCAAGAACAGCACCCUCUGGUGAUGGGCUGCAGUAUAGGUCAUAAAUCCCUCCUCUUCCAGCAAUCCCUAUGGAGCUGUGGACAAACUUAAGACAUUUAUUACACAGAAUAUAAAAAAUUCUCCCCCCUGCUUGUGGUGUUGACAUGUAGUUACAGUAAGUCUGGUUUGUGCUCAAGUCCUCUUUUUCUGUACAGCUCCAUUUUUAAGAGUUAUUAGGAAAUUAGGAAAUGGAGGAAAAUCGCAUAGAAAAUACAGAGAGCUUUUCGGCUUCAAAUCCGUAUACUGGCGGAAGGCGGAACCAAGUUGUCCAUAGUAUGUACAGUCUAUGCUUGGAACUGAAAUCAACUGUGUGUGUUUUUAUGAAGUUUUUUUCAAAGCUCCUGUGAAGAACUUUCAGUUUAAAUCGAUUCUAGUGCCCCCUUGUGGACAGAGCAGCCUUUGAUCAUCUUAAAAAACGUCUCAGCCUGCUGACUCCUGAUGGUCAAAUUUAUUGUGAAUAUUUUCUGUGUAAAUUCUGAAAACAGCUGUUUCUCCAGCUGCUAAGCUAAUGCUUACUCUCCCGUGCCGCUUGAAGGCAUUAAAGAUUACAACUUAAAAAUCACCAGUCUUGUCACUGAUGUUCUUGUUUGCUUUUAAAUAUCAUAAAAAGGCAUGCAUAUGCUAUGUUCGAGUUGCCUCAGAAGUCAGAAGUCCGAACUGAAAAUGAAGUCACACCUGAGUUACCAGGGAUUCAGUUAAAGUUGGAAAAAAGCAAAGUUGGAGUCGGAAACAAGAUGGCUACAUGUACAAAAGUUAUUUUGUAGUUUCAGGCCUCUGAUUUUGCUUUUUUCUGAAGUGGUAUCUGAAAUGCUGGGAACUCUGGUGUGACGUCAUUUUCAGCUCAGACGUCUGACUUCCGAGGUAACUCGAACGCAGCAAUAUACUUGAGUAAAUUUGCUCAUUUUUGUCUUUCUUUUAGUCCAAAGCAGGCUAUGUGCUGUUCUAUCAGCGUCAGGAUACAGUGAAAGGCACCGGCUACUUCGCUUUGGACCGCGAGGAAGAAGAGGAGGAGGAGGAAGAGGACGAGGGAGAGGAGGAGGAGAAUGACGCCGAAGAGAGGCAGGAAAGAAAGGCCGCCUCCUCCUCUCAGGGGGCCACCUCUGCCGCCGGUGCCGCAGCUCAGAGCGACGAGGAGGACCUGAACGAGAACCGGCGCAGGAAGAAUGACAACGAGCAGGAAGAGGAAGAGGAAGAGGAGGAGGAAGAAGAGGAGGAGGAAGAGGAGGAGGAGCAGGCGCCAAAUCGAGACGUCACUAUGAAAACCAACUAA